AUGACUGCUGAUCGGCUGUGCCAACAGCGCGCCGCCCGAGGUGUGAAAAGUGACAUCUGGGAAGAGCCCGCCUGGGGGCGGCACGGCGGGGGCGGCGCUGUCGCAACGGCGCCACCGGCCAGCCGGGAAAUGUCAGCCGGGAUGGGACGCGGCGGGCUGGCGGGCUGGCGGGCUGGCCUUUGGCGGCGCUCCCUCACACUUAUGCAAAUGCUGGCGACCGGCGCGUGUCGUCAGCGUCGCCUGCGCCCGUCCGCUGCACCUCCACUCCCUUCAUCUCGUGUCGCGUCUGCACUCUCAGACUCUCCACGCUACUCCCCGGCCUACCCUCACUGCCUCGGUAAAAAGUGGGGCCCGCGGCCCGUGGUCGGUACAUCAGUCCUUCCAGGUCUGCAGAGCACAAGAGACACUCUCAGCUCCUCCACCACCACCACCACUACCACCGCCAUGUUCUUCAAGCUGGUAACCGUGCUGUGCCUGGCCGCCGCCGCCAUGGCCCUGCCCCAGAGGCCUGUCGCUGGAGGACGAGGCAAGGACGCCGUCAUUGUCUCUGCCACCAACGAUGUCAACUUUGAUGGCUCCUACCGUUACAGCUUCGAGACGUCCGACGGCCAGCGCGCCUCGCAGGAGGGCGCCCUGAAGCAGGUGUCUGCCCCUGGCCCCGACGGUGACGGCCUGGGUGAAGCCGUGCGCGGCGACUUCUCCUACACCGAUGACGCCGGCAACCAGUUCGCCAUCCAGUACACCGCCGACGAGAACGGCUACGUGCCCCAGGGCGCGCACCUGCCCACCCCUCCCCCAAUCCCAGAGGCCAUCCAGAAGGCGCUCGCCUACAUCGCCAGCCAGCCGCAGGCCCGGUCUUAAGCGUCGCCACACCACCUCAUGGACACCGCUCCUCUCGCUCUUCUUCUCCUCCGUCUUUUGUACAAACGCGCAACUCGUGACCAAUAAAGUUUCGUACAUUUAAAAAGAA
This is a messenger RNA of Schistocerca cancellata (South American locust), 970 nucleotides long. RefSeq lists its product as uncharacterized. Gene Ontology annotation, molecular function: structural constituent of chitin-based larval cuticle. The transcript has 4 exons. Gene Ontology annotation, cellular component: chitin-based extracellular matrix. Bases 1 to 861 code for a protein of 286 amino acids. The record is from RefSeq and is a predicted model, not a curated record. NCBI's taxonomy places the organism in Eukaryota, Metazoa, Arthropoda, Insecta, Orthoptera, Acrididae.